AUGCUCCAUCGCCUCCACGCCGACUUCUACGUGCCUGGCGAUCAUACCUUGUUCCAGGACUGGGUACGUGCCUACAGCACGUGCCAGCGCAACAAGACGGAGACACUGCAGCCCGCCAGGUUGUUGCAGCCCCUUGACGUUCCGUCUCAAGUGUGGGUGGAUAUUUCUAUGGACUUCAUCGAGGGCUUGCCCAAGGUCGGCGGCAAGUCGGUCAUCCUCACGGUGGUCGAUUGCUUCUCCAAGUAUGUGCAUUUUAUUGCGCUCGGCCACCCUUACACCGCGGCCUCCGUCGCUCGCGCUUUCUUCGACGGCAUUGUCCGGUUGCAUGGGUUCCCGUCCUCCAUUGUGAGCGAUAGGGACCCUGUGUUCACCGAGCACGUUUGGCACGACCUGUUCAAGAUGGCUCAGCAGCUGUCCAAGUGUUAUUACGACGCCUCACACUGGGACGUGGAGUUUGCGGUUGGUGACUGGGUCUGGUUCCGCCUGCUCAACAGGACGACCAAGUCCCUUGAACCGCACACUAAAGGGAAGCUCGGUCCCCGCUAUGCAGGACCGUUCCGUGUUCUGGAACGCAUCAGCCAAGUUGUCUAUCUGCUCAAGCUUCCAGAGGGUGCCCAUGGCCGUCGACUACCUAAACCUGAACAGGCGCUGCAGGCGAAACAGCGGUGCGGCGCAUCGCACGUCCUCGUCAAGUGGCGUGGCUUGCCAGAGGCUGAUGUGACUUGGGAACUCCUCGACGUUCUGCGCGACUCCUACCCCGACUUUCAGCUCGAGGACGAGCUGUUUGCGCAGGCGGGGAGGGAUGCUAUGACCGGCGUGCAAUAUCAGAGGUGCCGGCCUAUUAGUGGCUAG
Molecule: messenger RNA, 852 nt
Organism: Sorghum bicolor (sorghum)
Lineage: Eukaryota; Viridiplantae; Streptophyta; Magnoliopsida; Poales; Poaceae
Exons: 3
Coding region: 1-852 (283 amino acids)
Biological process (GO): DNA integration
Molecular function (GO): nucleic acid binding
Source: RefSeq, a predicted model, not a curated record